This is a messenger RNA of Fulvia fulva, 1176 nucleotides long. RefSeq names its product Lysophosphatidylserine lipase ABHD12. The transcript has a single exon. NCBI's taxonomy places the organism in Eukaryota, Fungi, Ascomycota, Dothideomycetes, Mycosphaerellales, Mycosphaerellaceae. Bases 1 to 1176 code for a protein of 391 amino acids. The record is from RefSeq and is a predicted model, not a curated record.
AUGUUCACGCAACUUCUGAAGUACGGCGCGAUCGCCAUUGGUUCAGUUGGGGCACUCUAUCUCGGCCUCCUGGGCCUUCUAACGACGUCAUGGUUCCAGUCUCAUGUUGUGUACUUGCACGCGAUCCAGAUGACUUGGGGAAAGGAUCUUGAUAUGCCAGAGGUCUUUGGUUUCCUACACAAUCAAGUCACACCUUUCGAGAUCAAUUCCCUCGACGGCACCGCUCUCUAUGCCUGGCACAUCCUCCCUGUUGGCCUAUACCGCAAGAAUGAGCAAACGCUAUUGGGAGAGGACUCGGGACUGGUAUCGGACUUUACGUUGCGAACAGCCUUCAGACUGCUUCGCGAGGACCCCGAAGCUAGACUAGUCAUUCACCUUCACGGAGCAGGAGGUACCGUUGCAUCUGGCUAUCGAUGUCCCAACUACCGCGCUCUGUCAGCAGGGCAGCCUGAAAAGAUGCACGUCCUGACCUUCGACUAUCGAGGCUUCGGCCGCAGUCCCGGGACUCCCUCCGAGCGCGGCGUCAUCCUCGAUGCUCUAUCAGUCUCAGACUGGGCCACGAAUGUAGCCAACAUCCCGCCCGAUCGCAUAGUCUUUUACAGUCAAUCUCUGGGCACAGCGGUCAAUAUGGCGGUAGCAGAACACUACGCGAAGCAAGAUCCGCCAACCAUAUUCGCCGGCCACAUCCUAACAGCACCAUUCGUAGACUUCCCUACCUUAGUAUCUACAUACAGCGUGGCUGGCACAAUCCCAAUCCUCGGUCCACUGGCUCGAUAUCCGACUGUUUUCACGUAUCUCAAGUCGUACAUUCGGGACAAGUGGUCUACAAAGGAUCGCAUCGCAUCAUAUGUCGCCGCGGCGGAAGCCAACAGCAAGAGCUACCGCAUCACGAUCUUACAUGCCGAAGAUGAUUACGACAUCCCUUGGACGCAUACUCCCACCCUCUUCUGGCAUGCUGUGCGAGCCACGAAGUCUAUGGACAUUACUUUCGACGAGCUCGAAGCGGAGAAGGCAAAGCGUAGGGUUGACCUGGGAGGCGCAGGUAAUGUGGUGGAAUGGCAGACGGAGCAUGGUGUCAUCAGAGAAGAGGUUCUGAAGUUCGGACUCCACGAUGUCAUUAUGGGCAAUCCUAUUGUGACGUUGGCGGUUAUGAGGAUGUUUGAGGGAAACUCGUGA